Ostreococcus tauri is the source of this 795-nucleotide messenger RNA. Its product is annotated as Hepatocellular carcinoma-associated antigen 59. The transcript has a single exon. The record is from RefSeq and is a predicted model, not a curated record. Gene Ontology annotation, cellular component: spliceosomal complex. Gene Ontology annotation, biological process: mRNA splicing, via spliceosome. NCBI's taxonomy places the organism in Eukaryota, Viridiplantae, Chlorophyta, Mamiellophyceae, Mamiellales, Bathycoccaceae. Bases 1 to 795 code for a protein of 264 amino acids.
AUGCCGCUGCGUCGACGACGACCGUCGAGCGAGGACGAGGACGAGGCGGACGACGAUGCGAUCGCGGCGCUGCGUCGAGCGGAGGCGGUGCGACGGGCGCGGCGACGGAAACGAGGCAUGUGCGCGGAGACGCUGGUGACGGGGGAAUCGAAGACGUUGGACGACGACGACGCGCGGGAGGGGCGAGUGGGGACGUCGAGGACGGAGACGCGGAUGCUGGGCACGACCGGGGCGUUCGCGCGGGGUGGAACGGUGUUGGCGGGGCGGGAGGUGGUGGGAGACGGCGCCGCGGCGGGACGCGACGGCGGCGCGGCUGCGCGCGGGACGGGCGCGACGGAGGAGGCGCGAGUGACGGCGUACGUCGAGGAAGAGCUGCGAAGACGACGCGGGGAGAUGGAUGGAGCGAACGAGAACGUCGAUGGGGGGGGUGGGGGGAUGACGGACGACGGCGCGGACGGCGACCACCGAGGCGCGAAGUGCUGGCUCACCGCCAUCGAGGAAGUCGACGUCUCGGUGGAGCGACGGAUGCAAAACAUCGAGGAGACGGAGCGGGCGAAGCGGGCGAUGCUGGACGGUGCGCGACCGGGCGAGGUCGGCGCGUUUGAGGUGCUCAAGCCGUCACACGUGGACGUCCGCGAGGCGAAGAAGCGUCCGCCGCCGAGCGAAAACGCCCUCGCGCGCGCGCGGUUCGUCGGUGGCUUUGGCGCCAAGCACGAUCGUCAGCGAGCCACGGAAGAGAAUAAGCGCGAUAAGGAGCGCAGGAAGAAUUUUUUCAAGAAGAAGCGCAAGCGAUAG